Messenger RNA from Coniophora puteana RWD-64-598 SS2, 659 nucleotides. RefSeq lists its product as uncharacterized. NCBI's taxonomy places the organism in Eukaryota, Fungi, Basidiomycota, Agaricomycetes, Boletales, Coniophoraceae. The record is from RefSeq and is a predicted model, not a curated record. The transcript is spliced from 2 exons. The coding region runs from base 1 to 573 and encodes 190 amino acids.
AUGUCGCCACCUGUCCUGGAUGAUGCACCCAUCUCCGUACCAAAUGAUACGCCAGUUUCUAACUCGACCAAAACAACAGUUUCUGUCUCGGAUGAUGCUCCCAGACUGGUGAUGGAGAAACCCACUCCUAUCAGAGUGCGAAUGCCUGUCUGCCGCCCCGAAGAUCUUUUCCACCUCAGCAUUCCGGAACGCCUUCUCCCCAUUACUGCCCUCUAUGAACUUCACUACGGCGUCGCAUUCUGUUUUUCCCAUUUCGAGACGUUCGCCCGUGAAAUCAACCCGGAUAUCCCAGACAGCAAGAUGGACGCCUUGGUGUGCGGCAUGAUGUACCUCAGAAGGGUCACGAGGAUCCUCAACCUGUACGUUGCGCUUGUCGAGGACCCGGGUCGUACAGUGCUUUCCAACGAGUUUGUCGACGCGGAAACGGGUGGCAUUUGGAUACUUUCUAUCUGUGGUUCUGACAAUCCCUGGGCAGAGGGGCAGCCAUCACGCAAGGCUGUGAACGCACUAAGCAGGAUUUUGGGCGAAGACUAUCACUGGUGGGUUAGUAGGCAGCCUAGGAAUCCGAAGUAGAACAUCGUGGUGAUUUCCCGAUUGUACGAGUAGUAAAGAGCUAUUUUCCCUUCCAUUAUGUGGUAAGCCGUGAACAUCAAUGUCAG